Molecule: messenger RNA, 7667 nt
Organism: Miniopterus natalensis
Lineage: Eukaryota; Metazoa; Chordata; Mammalia; Chiroptera; Miniopteridae
Source: RefSeq, a predicted model, not a curated record
UCUCGCUCCGGCGCAGUCCACUCCCUCCCCUUGUUGGGACGGCCCCCCUCGCCCGGGCGGUCUGCCUUUCCUCGUCAUCUUAUUGCUGGAAGGGGCCCGAAUUUUCUGUCUUUUUCUCUCCUACCUCUCUGUGGCAUUCCCAUUACUUACUUCUCCCUCUCUCUUACAAAAAUAGGGGUGCCGUCUCUGCAUUAGUUUGAUUCCUCUCCUGUCCCCCCGGGGCGCCAGCUCAGGCAUGGACUCUGUCCUUUGAGAAUUUUCUAUUUCGUGGCUGUUGAAGGGCUCGUCGCAGGGAGAGGGGCACUGGACAGAGAUUCCCAUUUAAGAAUUCUUUUGGCUGGGAGCGUGAAGGGGGCUCACAGGAUCUAAAAUAUUAAUACUUCAGCUGAUCUGUACUGGGGUUAAAUUCCUACACUGGACACCACAAGAAUGUGUUAGAACAGGUUCCCUGUGCAAGGGGCGUCAAACCAAAAUGUUCCCACUGCCCUCUUCGCCACUUUUAAACUCCUGGGAGGGGGCAAAAGACGUAAUUGGGUUAUUAAUGAUUGAUUUCACCGUAUUUUUAAAAAUUACGUGCCAUUCUGAGCCUCCUUCCUGAGAAAUUAUACGUUUGCUCAAGUGUUUGGUUUGAUAACAUCUAUCCACUGAUUUCACCCCUUCCAAAGAGGGGGACUUAAGCUUCCCAUUCGUGUAUUUAAAUUGUUUAAGUGAAUCGGAGUGAGAUGGUUUACUCCGCAAGGUCCUGGACUUUAUUGUAGACUGAUGAUUGAGUUUGUACACAGAGUCCUACUUAGUAACUAUAGCCAUUGUCUGUUGCUCUGAUGACUUUAGUUGGCAGUCAUCGUCCUGGAAGAUGUUUUUUGGGCAACGUUACCUGAAGUAGUUUGGAAAUGUAGCUUUGAGUGUCGGAAGGCGUUAUCAAGAGAUGAUUCUUAGAGGAGGGCAAAUGUGGUACAAUUGGGUACUAAAAAUAGUCAAGACAUUAACACCAUUUGGGCAGUAAUCAUCAGAUAAUUUUCCAUGAAAGAAAUGCUUUAUGGAAAUCUAAGUUUAGCAUAGAGACCGUUGUACAGACAAUUUAGCCUUCUUUCACAGAGAAUGUAUUCACAAAUACGGGCUUUAGCUCCUAAAGAUACAUGGCAGUUAUGUAAGAGAUGUAUGCUAUCCUUGGCUUAAAAAAAAAAAAUCAUUCAGCAUAAAAAGUACUUAAUGCUUUUUGUGUUUUUCAGAUUCUCUGAAGUUACACCCAUCCCAGAAUUUUCAUAGAGCUGGACUAUUGGAAGAAUCUGUCUAUGAUCUUCUCCCAAAGGAGUUACAGUUACCUCCAUCUAGAGAAACAGCUGUAGCAUCAAUGAGUCAGACAAGUGGUGGUGAGGCAGGCUCGCCUCCUCCAGCUGUAGUUGCUGCUGAUGCUUCUUCAGCUCCCUCCUCUUCCUCCAUGGGCGGUGCUUGCAGCUCCUUUACCACCUCUUCCAGCCCUACCAUUUAUUCUACCUCAGUCACCGACAGCAAGGCUAUGCAAGUGGAGAGCUGCUCCUCAGCCUUGGGGGUAAGUAACAGAGGGGUAAGUGAAAAGCAGUUAACCAGUAACACAGUUCAGCAGCAUCCAUCAACACCGAAGAGGCACACAGUCUUGUACAUCUCACCACCACCUGAGGACUUGUUGGAUAACAGUCGGAUGUCCUGCCAGGAUGAGGGGUGUGGAUUGGAAUCUGAGCAGAGCUGCAGUAUGUGGAUGGAGGAUUCCCCCUCCAACUUCAGUAACAUGAGCACCAGUUCCUACAAUGAUAACACUGAGGUACCUCGUAAAUCACGAAAACGAAAUCCAAAGCAGAGGCCGGGGGUCAAACGACGAGAUUGUGAAGAAUCUAAUAUGGAUAUAUUUGAUGCCGACAGUGCCAAAGCACCUCAUUAUGUGCUUUCUCAACUUACCACGGACAACAAAGGCAACUCAAAAGCAGGAAAUGGAACAUUGGAAAACCAAAAAGGAACUGGAAUAAAGAAAAGCCCUAUGUUGUGUGGACAGUAUCCUGUUAAAAGUGAAGGAAAGGAGCUGAAGAUACUUAUACAACCUGAGACCCAGCAUAGAGCUCGGUACCUGACUGAGGGUAGUCGUGGCUCAGUUAAGGACAGAACACAGCAAGGCUUUCCUACAGUAAAGCUGGAAGGCCAUAAUGAGCCAGUAGUGUUGCAAGUGUUUGUGGGUAAUGAUUCUGGUCGAGUGAAACCACAUGGAUUUUAUCAGGCCUGCAGGGUAACUGGACGAAAUACAACUCCCUGCAAAGAAGUGGACAUUGAAGGCACUACUGUUAUAGAAGUUGGCCUUGAUCCGAACAACAACAUGACACUAGCGGUGGACUGCGUAGGGAUAUUGAAAUUGAGAAAUGCUGAUGUUGAAGCCAGAAUAGGAAUUGCUGGUUCCAAGAAAAAAAGCACUCGUGCCAGAUUGGUUUUUCGAGUUAAUAUCACAAGGAAAGAUGGCUCUACUUUGACACUGCAGACACCCUCUUCUCCGAUUUUAUGUACUCAACCAGCAGGAGUGCCAGAAAUCUUAAAGAAAAGCUUGCAUAGCUGUUCAGUGAAAGGAGAGGAAGAAGUAUUUUUAAUCGGCAAGAACUUUCUGAAAGGAACUAAAGUGAUUUUCCAAGAAAAUGUUUCUGAUGAAAACUCUUGGAAGUCAGAAGCUGAAAUCGACAUGGAAUUAUUUCAUCAGAAUCAUCUUAUUGUGAAGGUUCCCCCGUAUCAUGACCAACAUAUAACUUUGCCAGUGUCAGUGGGAAUAUAUGUAGUGACCAAUGCUGGAAGAUCUCAUGAAGUUCAGCCAUUCACUUACACUCCAGACCCAGCAGCUGGUGCUUUGAAUGUAAAUGUGAAGAAGGAAAUAUCUAGUCCGGCAAGACCUUGCUCUUUUGAAGAGGCCAUGAAAGCAAUGAAAACUACUGGAUGUAACCUAGAUAAAGUAAAUAUUCUUCCUAAUGCUUUGAUCACUCCACUCAUAUCAAGCAGUAUGAUUAAGAGUGAAGAUGUUACUCCGAUGGAAGUAACAGCAGAAAAGAGAUCAUCUCCUAUUUUUAAGACUACAAAGACAGUUGGAUCAACUCAACAGACAUUAGAAAAUAUCUCUAACAUAGCAGGAAAUGGGUCUUUUUCAUCAUCGUCAUCUUCUCACUUACCCUCUGAAAAUGAAAAGCAGCAGCAGAUUCAGCCCAAAGCAUACAACCCAGAGACCCUGACAACUAUCCAAACACAGGACAUUUCACAGCCUGGUACCUUUCCAGCUGUUUCUGCUUCUAGUCAGCUGCCUAACAGUGAUGCACUACUGCAGCAGGCUACACAGUUUCAGACAAGAGAAACUCAAUCUAGAGAGGUAUUGCAGUCAGAUGGUACUGUGGUUAAUUUGUCACACCUGACUGAGGCAUCACAGCAACAGCAGCAGUCACCACUACAAGAACAAGCACAGACUUUACAGCAGCAGAUUUCAUCAAGUAUUUUCCCAUCACCAAGCAGUGUGAGUCAGCUACAGAACACGAUUCAGCAGUUGCAAGCAGGAAGUUUUACCGGCAGUACUGCUAGUGGCAGCAGUGGAAGUGUUGACUUGGUCCAACAAGUUUUAGAGGCACAACAACAGUUAUCUUCAGUUUUAUUUUCUACUCCAGAUGGUAAUGAGAAUGUUCAAGAACAGCUUAGUGCAGACAUUUUUCAACAAGUCAGUCAGAUUCAAAAUAGUGUAAGCCCUGGAAUAUUUUCCUCAACAGAGCCAGCAGUCCAUACCAGACCAGAUAACUUAAUAGCUGGAAGAGCUGAAAGUGUUCACCCACAGACUGAAAACACAUUAUCUAAUCAACAGCAGCAGCAACAGCAGCAGCAGGUGAUGGAAUCAUCAGCUGCAAUGGUGAUGGAGAUGCAACAGAGUAUCUGCCAGGCGGCUGCCCAGAUUCAGUCGGAGUUAUUUCCUUCAACUGCUUCAGCAAAUGGAAACCUUCAGCAGUCUCCAGUUUACCAGCAGACCCCUCAUAUGAUGAGUGCAUUAUCUACCAAUGAGGACAUGCAAAUGCAGUGUGAAUUGUUUUCUUCUCCUCCUGCAGUUUCUGGAAAUGAAACUACUACAACCACCACACAGCAGGUUGCAACCCCUGGCACUACCAUGUUUCAGACGUCAAGUUCAGGAGAUGGAGAAGAAACGGGCACACAAGCAAAACAGAUUCAGAACAGUGUCUUUCAGACCAUGGUCCAAAUGCAACAUAGUGGGGACAAUCAACCUCAAGUUAACCUUUUUUCAUCUACAAAAAGUAUGAUGAGUGUUCAAAAUAGUGGUGCCCAGCAACAAGGUAAUGGUUUAUUCCAGCAGAGUAAUGAGAUGAUGUCACUCCAAUCUGGGAAUUUUUUGCAGCAGCCUUCUCAUUCACAGGCUCAACUUUUUCAUCCUCAAAAUCCUAUUGCUGAUGCUCAGAACCUUUCCCAGGAAACCCAAGGUUCUAUUUUUCACAGUCCAAGUCCUAUUGUCCAUAGUCAAACUUCUACAUCCUCCACUGAUCAGAUGCAGCCUCCAAUGUUUCACUCUCAAAGUACUAUGGCUGUGUUGCAGGGCUCUAAUGUUCCUCAAGACCAGCAGUCAGCCAACAUAUUUCUUUCCCAGAGUCCAAUGAAUAAUCUUCAAACUAACGCAGUGGCCCAAGAAGAACAGAUUUCAUUUUUUGCAGCUCAGAACUCAAUUUCUCCACUUCAAUCAACGUCAAACACUGAGCAGCAAGCUGCUUUCCAACAGCAGCCUCCAAUAUCACACAUUCAGACCCCUAUGCUUUCCCAAGAACAGGCACAACCCUCCCAGCAAGGUCUGUUUCAGCCUCAGGUGUCCCUGGGCUCCCUUCCUCCUAACCCAAUGCCUCAAAACCAACAAGGGACAAUCUUCCAGUCACAGCACUCAAUAGUUGCCAUCCAGAGUAACUCUCCAUCCCAGGAGCAGCAGCAGCAGCAACAGCAGCAACAGCAGCAACAGCAGCAGCAGCAACAGCAGAGCAUUUUAUUCAGUAACCAAAAUACCAUGGCUACAAUGGCAUCUCAGAAGCAACCACCACCAAACAUGAUAUUCAACCCAAGUCAGAAUCCAAUGGCUAAUCAGGAGCAACAGAACCAGUCAAUUUUUCACCAACAAAAUAAUAUGGCCCCAAUGAAUCAGGAGCAGCAGCCCAUGCAAUUUCAGAACCAGCCCACAGUUUCCUCACUUCAGAACCCAGGUCCUACCCAGUCUGAAUCAUCACAGACUUCUUUGUUCCAUAGCUCUCCUCAGAUUCAGUUGGUCCAGGGGUCACCCAGUUCUCAAGAGCAGCAAGUAACUCUCUUCCUCUCUCCAGCAUCCAUGUCUGCAUUGCAGACCAGUAUAAACCAACAAGACAUGCAACAGUCUCCUCUUUAUUCCCCUCAGAACAACAUGCCUGGAAUCCAAGGAGCCACAGCUUCACCUCAGCCACAAGCUACUUUAUUUCACAACACUACAGGAGGCACAAUGAACCAACUACAAAAUUCUCCUGGUUCAUCUCAGCAGACUUCAGGAAUGUUCUUAUUUGGCAUUCAAAAUAACUGUAAUCAGCUUUUAACGUCUGGACCAGCUGCAUUGCCAGAUCAGUUGAUGGCUAUAAGUCAACCAGGCCAACCACAAAAUGAGGGCCAGCCACCUGUGACAACACUUCUUUCUCAGCAAAUGCCAGAGAAUUCUCCACUGGCAUCCUCUAUAAACACCAAUCAGAACAUUGAAAAGAUUGAUUUGCUUGUUUCAUUGCAAAACCAAGGGAACAACAUGACUGGCUCCUUUUAACUGGUAUAAAUUCCAUGAAGAAAAUCCUGAUUCCAAGAUUUCCUGAGAUAUUGUGAUUCCAUGAAGAUUAAUGAACUGUUACUUUAAAAACAAAACGAAAUAUGAAAAACUGUGAUUGAGUAAACGGAUAGAUUUCACCCUUGCUGCCUGUUGCAGUGAUUAGCCACCAUUGUUAACAUGUUCAUAUUUUAUAUUCCUAAUAACAAUGAUGACUGAGAAUCUAUUUGAGUUUCCAGCUGACAGAAUUAAUUGUUGCUAUUUUCCUAGACACUAUUUCUUCAAAAGUACAGUUUAAACUUAAAAGCUGUAUUGCUCAGUUAUUAUUGCUAUUAGAAAAUAAUUCAUAUUGUCAUGUUUACUUUUGUUCUUCAUUAUUUUCUUCCCUGCAUUGUUUUAGUCAGAUAACAACUUCUGAAAAAGGAAAAUUCAAAUAACUAAGGCUGUGAUUUUCAAUAUAAAAAAAAACAGCUAUUGGCCAAAGUGAAGGAGUCUUUUUUCAGUUUUUAUAGAAAAACUGGAGAGGUAACAUUCUGACAAGUAAGCUGUAUUAAGAGCUCUACACAGAUAAGAAGCUUCUUUAUCACAAAGGCAGACAACACACAACUGGAAACAGCUGGAAUGCUAUUGAUUUUAUUUUUCAGAUUGUUGUUAAUUCUCUGCAUUUCUGGUGAGGGGUUCAGCCAUAACUGCAUAGAAAAAUAAUUAUCUUGCUCUAUAAAAAAUGAAAGGGAUAAUAUUAUGGUAAAUUAUGUUCUGAUAUCUUCCGGUAGCAGUUUAAACUGACACAGCAAUUUAAGUCUGUUUUCUUCUUAACCCAAGCUUGGACUGGUUGUUCCCUUUUUAUAUUCGUCUAUAUUAUUCCCCUCUUUUUCACUUUAUUUUAGAUAGUUGGUAAUAUAUUCCUAGCUUUGUGACCCUGUAGCAUCUUAAAGGAAAAGGCCACUUUGAUCUGGGGUAACCCAGCAAGUCCUGCAGCACAGGUGGGGCUGGGAGUACCUUUUUAGGAAUGGGGAGAGCUGAUUCCUGAGAAACAAGAAACAAUGCAUUUUUCCCCAUGAACGGUGCUGUUGUGAAGUCUUCAAAAUUUUCCCUCUAAUAGGAAACAGUGUAAAUUUUAAUUUUAAAAAGGCAAAGUAAAAUUUCUUGGAAUAUCACUUCUCCCUGAGCUGCAGAGAGUGUAAUUCACUUGUCACCUCAGUGCUUUAUAGUUUGAAGUGGUCACUUAUCUGAUGGUUCCCACAAACCUUAGGCUUUACAGGGUCAUGUCAUUGACUUAAAAUGAAGAAUUAACUUGUGUUACAUCUAUAGAGAGCAAAAUAACACACUCCAGAACUUGCAGUUGUAGUGUUAGUUAUACAGUUUUGGGUGUUCUCAUCACCCAUGGGAUGCCUGCUUCUCACUACAACCUGUUGUCUGGACACAUGCUUUGUCUUAUUUUUCUUUUGGCCUGUAGAAAGCUGGUAAUACAGUUUAAGGCCAAAUUGUGUGUGGCUUCUAUAUGUAGAUAAGAUGUUUCGGCCUUCUUGUCAGUUUCAUUUAUUUUUUAAGUGUACCAAAAAUAGCCUGUUAAUUGUUGAAGGCUACUUUUCUGUUGUUUUAUUUUUUUCUAUCCUAUGCAUUUAGUUGAACUUAGUGGAAUUGUGGUCUUGGUUUUGUUUAUACAGCCAGAUUUUUUCUCCCUCUUUGUGAUGAUCUUCCUUGGUUCUUUGAAUGUGCUCUUCUCCUAAUUUGUUUUUUCUUUGUUCUCAUAUAUUCUUCCCUCCAACCCCAACCUUUCUUUCUCUCUCUGAUUGAGAGGCAUUAAAUUACGUUUUCAGUAGUACAGGCUUCUUGCCGAUAUGAAGGGAACUUUUCA